AUGUUGAACUCUCAGGUCACGGUGGAAUGUCUGACCCCUGAUUUCCGAGGAGACCUGGCAGCAGUGGAGAAGAUCGCCCAAUCAGGGCUGGACUUUACGCCCAUAGAGGUACGGAAUAGACACGUCCGUGAUCCGCGGGCGAACAUCGACCAAUCCCUGAAUGUCCUGCGUCACGCCAAGGCCGUCAAACCAGACAUUCUCACCAAGACCUCCAUCAUGUUGGGUCUCGGAGAGACGGACCGGCAGAUUUAUAACACACUGACUGAGCUGAGAGAGGCAGGAGUGGAUUGUCUAACACUGGGACAGUACAUGCAGCCCACUAAACGCCACCUCAAGGUGGAGGAGUAUGUAACUCCUGAGAGGUUUGUCCACUGGGAGGAGGUGGGGAAGGAGAUGGGAUUCGUCUACACAGCCAGCGGACCCUUAGUGCGCUCCUCAUACAAAGCAGGUGAGUUCUUCCUGAAGAAUCUGUUAGAGAAGAGGAAGGCAGCGGCAGAAUAACCUGAUCACCUGGA
Messenger RNA from Oncorhynchus keta (chum salmon), 515 nucleotides. RefSeq names its product lipoyl synthase, mitochondrial-like. Gene Ontology annotation, cellular component: mitochondrion. Gene Ontology annotation, molecular function: 4 iron, 4 sulfur cluster binding; lipoate synthase activity. Lineage: Eukaryota; Metazoa; Chordata; Actinopteri; Salmoniformes; Salmonidae. Bases 1 to 501 code for a protein of 166 amino acids. Gene Ontology annotation, biological process: lipoate biosynthetic process. The transcript has 6 exons. The record is from RefSeq and is a predicted model, not a curated record.